CGAGUAGUGAGGUGCGUUUCACGUUCGUGUGCGCGAUCGUUGGCAAAAAUCAUCACAAAAAAUGCUGUUUUUCAUCACCGGCCACUUGCGGUCCGUGUAGCACAUCAGCGUACAGCAACCAAGCGCAAGGACAUCCUAAGGCACUGAACUGAACAAAAAACACAAUACACAUACACGAACAAACGCCAAACGAUGGCCACGAAUCCGAACGAGCUAGAGCUGGAGAAGAAGUACCUGGCCGACAUCGAGCGCGCCAUGGCCUUGAGCAUGGAGACGCUCGAGCUGGAAAAGAUACGGGCCAAGCAGCGCCAAAUGACACCGGAACUGGCCCGCGAUCCGAAGGCGGUCUCGCAGACGCUGGAUGAGUACCGGGCGUACCUGCAGCGCCGUGUCGCUUGUGGUACCGGAAAAGUUCUCCCACCAAGUGGGGCAUCCUCGCUGCUAGCCCCUCCGACGGAUCCCACGGCCGGUCCAUCCUCGUCCGGUCCGGUGCGACGGCAUAGCGAUUGUCGUAAUCCGGCCACCUUGCAACCGGGAACGGGCAACAACAAUGGGACGGCCGAGGCGGAUCUAAUAUCGUUCAAUGCAGUCCCGAAGCCACCCGAUCCGAAGGAGGAAGCGCGAAACAAUUUAAAGGAAUUGGUCGAUCAGAUACACCGGUAAGGGCGCGCCGGAAUGGAGUUCCAGAUAGAAACAGGUAACACGGCACCGACAUAUGAACAGGGAUUUAAAACGCAACGUAGUUUAAGUAUGACCGCCGCCACGUACGGGUUUCAUCCGGCGGCAUAUCUUUCUGUGGCGGCAACGCAACAACCACCGCAGCAGGUGGUGGCCGCGCCGCACCUCCAGGGUCCGUACAGUGCCGCCUCGAUGCAGCUGGUCCCGUACACCAAUCAGAAACCGAAACCACUCACACCGGAAGAGCUUCAGCGACUGUACAACAGCCCUCCGAUCUACGCCGUGGCUGCGGCAAGUGGAGGUCCACCACCCGUCUACGGGAGUACCAUAACUCCCCCCGUUUACGGUGUGGUACCAUCGGCUUACGGUGUCGCCCACUACCCCAACGCCACCACCUCGACGCCUUACCCAGCAUCAUCAAAUAUCCAGCAAACGGCCGCACCACCACAAGCAUCACAACCAUUAUCAUCACUACCUCAACCGUACGCGGCAUCGGUUGCUCCAACCCUUUACCCCGCCCUGCCCACCCCGGCAAACCCCCCGUUGCCCGUUGCCAACCCCGAGACGGCCGUCGUGCCCGUACCGAAGCUUGGCGCAACCGGGAGAUCCUAUUCCCAGCCGCAUAGCGUCAUCAUCGCCAGCAACAGACAACCGUCGCCGGCCCGUGCCCCGGACAGCGGAAGUGCCAGCGGCAGCAGUGUCGUCCUGCGCCCGAAAAGUGAUCCCUCGGGGCAGGGCAAACGGAACGGGGGCGCGAACGGCACCGAUCUGAUCGAUCUCGGGUUCGAGGACAACUCUCGCGUCUCGGUUCUGGAGGCGUUCGAUCCGCUGCUCUGUGGCAACCGUUCGUCCAGCAGCAGUGGCGAAGACGACAAAGAUGACACCUCGUCGACGUACUACGAGGAUUACGAUCCGUUCGAUUACAUCUACACCGGUGGCACGCAGUAUUCCGAUCCGGUGUACGAUGCGGUCGUCAACCGCUCGCUGUCGGACAAAACGGCCACACCGCUUUCGCCACCUGCUUCCCUGCUGUACGGUGCGAUCGGUUCCCUGCCACCCGGCACCCCCGGCAGCGGUUCCGUCGCCUACGGAUGGGUGCCUCCGCUGCCACACGAUGCCGAGGAAUGUCCAAAGGCAGCGAGCGGCGUCGGAGAGCACGGGGAACCGCCGCCACUACCGCCACGAAACACCGCCGGCAGCUUCUACCAUCCGAUGCUGGCCGGUUCCGUCGUGCCGAGCGAACCGCCAACGUACGAGGUGAUGCAACGCAAAGCGACUGGCGGCUCCGAGCGGCGCACCACGCCGUACAAGCUGUACGAGAACGUCGUGGUGCGGAAGAGCUACGAUAAGGAGCUGAUUUCGUUCUACAACAUGGUGAAGCAGCUGCGAGGUCAAUAUCGCUACGAUCACCUCGGUACGAACGUGGGCCACAUAGUGGCGGCAGAAUUCGAACAUCGCUACGCGGAAGGCACGAGCAUCAAGCUGCUGGUGCAUCCCGCAUUAGACUGCUUUAGCGGACAGGACCACCCGAAGGGCCAGCUGGAAGGCUACGGACCACCGAUACCAUUUACCUGUGAUAUUACGACAACGGUGGAACAUGUGAUCGCCCAGGUGUACUGUUCGCUCGAGGGCCAGAUACUACACGCGGUGAGCGAUUACGUGCUGAAGGCGAUCGGUAUACAGGAGAUUCUGUGCGGCCGAACGCGCCUCAAUCAGCUGCAGUGCGUGCACGACAGCGUGAAGCUGGAGCACGACGUCCAGCUCGGUUUCAUCCCGAAGACGGCGCGCAUCAUGAGAGCGAUCGCGCGCACCGCCCAGGACGACGCGCAGGACGCGGAGAUGCGGCUGGAGCAUCUCGUACCGAAGGAGACGUCGUACUCGAUCUGCUACGACGAUCUGAUGAUCCUGCUCGAAACGCUCGAGGCGGAGAUCGAGAAGCUGCAGUCGCUCGCCGACGACGGUCCGUCCGGCCGCUCGAUACUCACCUGUUCCGGCGUGAUACAGGCGGUGAAGGCGAUCUGCAACCUGCUCGGACCGCUCGAUACGCUGGAGAUAGCAAAGUCGAUCGACGAUCUGAGGGCGUGCUGCGAUCACGGGCAGACGGUGUACAGCUACGGGGACUCCGGGGACGGGCACGCGUAUGGGAACGGCAACCUGGCCAUCGUGUCGGAGAGUGGCGACUACGCGGAGGUGAAGCUGCGGCCGCGCACCAUCCCGCAGCAGAUCCGCUACCGGUGCAACGAGGUGCGGAACGCGAUCCAGGGUCUGCUGGAGAUCUACGCGCAGGCAUUCCGCGUCAACUUCACGGUCAACGUGCCCGAGUACAACGCGAACCCGAUCUCGAUCUCCGGCAUCUCGCAGUCGGUGAUGGUGAACGUGUCGUGUCUGCAUCGGCCACCGGUUCACUGGCGGCACGACGAGUACAAUCUGGGCGUGCAGAUCUAUCAUGGCGCGCGGUACAUCAGCGAACCGUAUGUGGUGCAGUGUUCGAACGAACUGUCCGGUAUCUACCCCCGGUUGACAUUUAACUCGUGGAUCAUGUUCCGCAACCCGGUGUGUACGUUACCGCGCGAGGCUCGGCUUGUGUUGGUGCUGUACGGUUGUGUUCGUGAACCGGUCGAUGGCGGAAGUGAUGCCGAGGGACGAUCAACCACUGGCGGUGGAGGAGGAGGAGGAGGUGGAGGAUCAACAGGUGGUGGAGGGGGAGGAUCGGGAACAACAAAUGCAGACCACCAUACCACGGGGGAUGGUGCCGGGCGGAUGGCAAAGAUCGAACUCGGCUGGUGUUCGCUGCAAUUCUUCGAUUUCGAACGCAAAAUGAUCCAAGGCUCGUACCUGCUACCGAUGUGGCCCCCGACGACGGACAAGUUUUUCGGUCCCGCUCCCUCCAAGGGUACGUACCCGAUCGGUGGAAGCUUCCCGAUCCUCGGCAUCGAGAUCCCGAGCUACGGUGGUGCGGUCGUGUUCCCGGAACCGAUCCGCAACCUACCGCCGGUGGUGCAGCUGGACUUUCACAGUCUCGAUCGGAACCUGCAGCAGGAGCUGAUCGAUACGGCCGAGCAGGGCUACUCGCCGGACAAGCUGGAGAAGCGUGAGGUGCUGUGGGAGAAGCGUCACUACCUGCAUCGGUUUCCGCACGCUCUUCCGAAGAUUUUGCAUGCCGCGCACAGCUGGGACUACGCGUGCUUGGCGGAUCUGCACGCGCUGAUCAAGUCGUGGACGGCUCUCACUCCGGUGCAGGCGCUCGAGCUGCUGUUGCCUCGCUAUCCCGACUUGGAAGUGCGCCGACAGGCGGUCGAGUGGAUCGCGGCGAUGGCAAACGACGAGUUCAUCGACUACCUGCCUCAGCUGCUGCAGGCCCUCAAGCACGACACGUACGAGGGAUCCCCGCUGGCGAUGCUUCUCCUCAGGAAGGCGCUCGAAUCGCCUCGCAUCGCGCAUCACCUCUACUGGCUGCUGCUGCACAGCUUACCGGGCGAAGCGCCCCAGAACAUGAUCGACACGCAGGAGACCGCCUGCGACGAGGUGCUGAUGAACCAGGCGCGCUACCACCGGCGCAACCAGCUGAUGCUCCGCGCGCUGCUGGCGAUCUGCGGCGAGAAGCUAACCGGUCGGUUUCUCUCGCAGAACAUGAUGUGCAAGCGGUUGGGCGAGGUGGCGCAGAGCGUCAAGAUGGCGAAGGACUCGCACCGCCUGCAGGUGCUCAAGCAGGGCCUCGAGUCGGUCAAUCAGAUGCUGAUCGAUGCACCGACCGUAUUGCCGCUCGAACCCGCCGCCGAAGUGACCGGGGUGAUCGUGCGCAACUGCAACUUCUUCAACUCGAACACGCUCCCACUGAAGAUUGUGUUCGCUGGCCCGGACAGGGUGAGCGUGCCGGCCAUCUUCAAGGCUGGGGACGACCUGCAGCAGGACGCACUCACCAUACAGAUGGUGCGCAUCAUGGACAAGCUGUGGUUGCGCGAGGGGCUCGACCUCAAGAUGGUCACGUUCAACUGCGUGCCGACGGCGUAUAAGCGGGGCAUGAUCGAGCUCGUGUCCGACUCGGAGACGCUGCGCAAGAUCCAGGUCGAGUGGGGCGUGACGGGUUCGUUCAAGGACAAGUCGAUCGCGGAAUGGUUGGCCAAGCAGAACCCGUCCCAGCUCGAGUACCAGCGGGCGGUGGAGAACUUUACGCGCUCGUGCGCCGGCUACUCGGUCGCGACCUACAUCCUAGGGAUUUGUGAUAGGCAUAACGAUAACAUUAUGCUCAAAACGUCCGGACAUCUGUUUCACAUCGACUUCGGCAAGUUUCUCGGUGACGCGCAGAUGUUUGGCAAUUUUAAACGUGAUCGAACGCCAUUCGUACUGACCUCCGAUAUGGCGUAUGUGAUAAACGGUGGCGAUCGGCCAUCGGCCAAGUUCCACCAGUUCGUCGACCUGUGCUGCACGGCGUUCAAUAUUGUGCGCCGCCACAGCGACCUGCUGCUGCACAUGUUCGCGCUCAUGACCACGUCCGGCAUACCGGGGGUGACGGUCGAGGCGGUCAACUACGUGCGCAAUGCGCUCCUACCGGGCCAGUCGAACCCGGAGGCGGCGGCCACCUUCGCCAAGAUGAUCCACAUCUCGCUCAAGUCGUGGUUCACGCAGUUCAACUUCUUCCUCCACAACAUCGCCCAGAUGAAGUUCUCCGCCGAGACGGGCGACGGUGAGCUGCUUAGUUUCAUUCCAAGGGUCUACACGAUGGCCCAAGAUGGUCGGCUGAAGACGGUAGCCGUGCACGGUUACCAGAAGCGGUACGAUCAGGAAAAGUAUUACACCUACAUCCUUCGGGUGGAGCGGCAACAUCAGCCGGACGCGGCGUAUCUGUUCCGCUCGUACAAGGAAUUCUGUGAGUUCCACCAGAAGCUCUGCCUUCACUUUCCGUUAGCCAAAUUGCAUAGUUUACCAUCCGGUAUACACGUCGGGCGCUCGAACGUCAAAGUCGUGGCCGAACGUCGUCUUCCAGAGAUUCGCCAGUUUCUCAUAUCGCUCUUCAACUCGGCCGAUGAAAUUGCACAUUCCGAACUAGUUUACACAUUCUUCCAUCCGCUGCUGCGCGACCAACAGGAGGCCGACAUCAACUCGGCCAAGGUGAAGGGUAUUCCCGCCGCAAUGGAGGACAACCAGCCGCCGCAGGUGGGUGGCAAGAUAAAGAUUUCAAUGCAGUACCACCGGGACACGCUGAUCGUGAUGAUUCACCACGCGCAAGCGCUACCGACGACGCCCGGUGGCCAACCGCCGAACACGUACGUCAAGGUGUACCUCAAGCCGGACAGCUCGAAGGCCACGAAGCGCAAGACCAAAGUCGUCCGGAAGAAUUGCAAUCCUAGCUUUAUGGAAACGUUGGAGUACCGGCUCCCGCUCGAGUUCAUCCAGAAGAAGUUGCUGCAGGUGACCAUCUGGUCGCAUGAUUCGCUGCAGGAGAAUGCGUUCCUCGGUGGGUUCGAGAUUCCGCUGGCUGAGAUUGAUCUGCGGCGGGAAACGUUACAGUGGUACCAGCUCGGAUACCUGUCGCGGGUUUAGUGGGACGACGUCUCAUUCUGUGUUCCUCGCUACUCUGUCGCUGUGCAUUUCAUUGUAUUAUUUUUGUCUAACUACUUUCUUAUAUGUCCGCUGCUAGGUUGUCACGAUAUACUCAAAGCAAAGAAGAUGAUGAAAAAGAGAGAGAGCGAGAGUGAUCUAUACAUGUCCGUAUUCCGUUAGUGUCCGUAACGUUUUGCUGUAAAAGAUCACAGACAUUUCUGUGGCACAGCAAAUGCUAGAUAAUAUGUUCGCAAUGCCCGGAAUCAUUUGCACACGGUUUCGAUGCUGCAAAUAGCCGUUUUAGAAAGUCUAUUUUAUGUUUUCCAUUUAUUUUCUCUUCCGUGUGUAUAAUUUUCUUAUAAAAGUAGCUAUGUAAAAAGGACACCGCCUUCAACCAAGGUUCCCUCGUCGAAGUGAUGUCUAGGUUAGCUAAGGGAUAGUGCGUGUGCUCGGUAAGGACUUAGUUUCCACGUGUUUUCUUUUUGUCUGUAGCUUUGUGCUUUGCAUUUGCUAAGUGUUGUAUCAUAAAGAAAGGAUAUUUUUAUUUAUUUUCAUAUUUUUGAAAAGCGUUGGUACAGGUAAACAUAAACCUUCCCCCCGUGGCCGGCCGGAGGCCAGGUAUACCAAAACAAACAGCUACUGCUGACUAGGCGUUUGGAAUGACCCGGGGCUGGGCCCGUGGGGCGCGAGGUAAAGAUGAAGCAAAUAUACCUAUAUUAAAAUUUA
Molecule: messenger RNA, 6945 nt
Organism: Anopheles coustani
Lineage: Eukaryota; Metazoa; Arthropoda; Insecta; Diptera; Culicidae
Gene: Pi3K68D
Product: phosphatidylinositol 4-phosphate 3-kinase C2 domain-containing subunit alpha
Exons: 11
Biological process (GO): cell migration; phosphatidylinositol-mediated signaling; phosphatidylinositol 3-kinase/protein kinase B signal transduction
Cellular component (GO): cytoplasm; phosphatidylinositol 3-kinase complex; plasma membrane
Molecular function (GO): 1-phosphatidylinositol-4-phosphate 3-kinase activity; 1-phosphatidylinositol-3-kinase activity; phosphatidylinositol binding
Source: RefSeq, a predicted model, not a curated record